Messenger RNA from Oncorhynchus nerka (sockeye salmon), 4590 nucleotides. RefSeq names its product neuropeptide Y receptor type 1-like. The transcript has 2 exons. Gene Ontology annotation, biological process: G protein-coupled receptor signaling pathway. NCBI's taxonomy places the organism in Eukaryota, Metazoa, Chordata, Actinopteri, Salmoniformes, Salmonidae. Gene Ontology annotation, molecular function: neuropeptide Y receptor activity; neuropeptide binding. Gene Ontology annotation, cellular component: neuron projection; plasma membrane. The record is from RefSeq and is a predicted model, not a curated record. The coding region runs from base 820 to 1932 and encodes 370 amino acids.
CGUAGAAUAUAGGCAAUGAAUUAUACAUUUAUUUUCAUAGCAUUGUAAUUGUGUAAUAAUGAAUAAUUAAACGAAGGGAUGGGCAAAGUAAGGGACCUUUAAUUGGGGAUUCAGAUGGUAUUCUCCAGCUGUGGGCAGCAGAUGUGUAGUUGAAGGAAUAAGCGCAUUUAUCAUGGGAUAGGCUACGCUAGCUAUUAUAGGCUAUAUGAUGUUGAAGCCCUUUGUUGCAUUUAAUUGGUUGCUAAAUUAGGCAAUAGCCCAUUUAUUUUUCCCCUAUUCAGAUUCCACUUGAAUUGGUAUGAUGAUUUAUUAUACUGUCACAAUGUUUGUGGCUUCAAUGUUCAAAACGGGAACUUGUUGAUCUCAAUAAGUUGUGGCUUAAUAAUUAAUUUAAUGACCGGAGUAGGCUACUAGAGAGGAAACGUUGUUUUAGCCUCAUUACUCAUGUGGUUGUUCGCUUGAACGGAAGACCUGUAUGACCACCGCGGCUCGAACUACCGGCGGGAGCUCUCAUCGUUUCAGGCGGGGGAAGAGCGUUCCUCGUGCGUCUGCAUCAUUUGGUAGAUGAGACGGAACCUUAGCUCUCGAAUAGUCAAUGGAAAUGUAGUGAAAUGUAGAAAAACGUUGAGCGAAGCGGACAGCAAACAAAGACUGCAAUCAAUGUUCCAGCCUUUAAUAUGAAUACUGGUAUGAUGAAAACCCCAGCAAACUCAAACAUACAAUAAAGACACAUUAGAUAGUAUAUCAUAUUGAAGUGGAAGGAAACACCAUACUAAUACUUCUGGAUCCCAGUCUACAAAAUAAGUUCUGACUUCUAUCAUGGAGGUGUCCCAUAUGAACAAUAGUAGUCAUCACGCCUGGUGGAAAGAGAUGCCAUGGGGCGACACAGACGAGUGCCCCACCUCCAUGAGUGGCACAACCUUCCUGAUAGUUGCCUACAGCGCACUGAUUGGGGUGGGCCUUAUCGGUAACAUCUGCCUGGUGUUUGUCAUCACACGGCAGAAGGAGAUGAGGAAUGUCACCAACAUAUUCAUCGCCAACCUGUCAAUUUCUGACAUCCUCAUGUGCAUCGUGUGCCUGCCGGUCACCAUCAUCUACACCCUAAUGGAUCGCUGGAUCUUGGGGGAGGCACUCUGUAAGGUCACACCCUUUGUCCAGUGCAUCUCUGUCACAGUCUCUGUCUUCUCCCUGGUCCUCAUAGCCAUGGAGCGCCACCAACUCAUCAUCCACCCCACUGGAUGGAAGCCUGUUGUGGGCCACUCCUACCUGGCUGUAGCCAUCACCUGGAUGGUGGCCUGCUUCAUCUCUCUGCCUUUCCUCUCCUUCAACGUUCUCACCAACAGUCCUUUCCAGAACAUUAGCCUCCCCUUCAAUCCCUUCACUGACCACUUCAUCUGUAUGGAGCGGUGGCCCUCAGAGCACAAACGACUGGCCUACACCACCUCCCUGCUGCUCUUCCAGUACUGCCUUCCCCUCAUCCUCAUCCUGGUCUGCUACUUGCGCAUCUUCCUGCGUCUCAGACGGAGAAAAUACAUGGUGGAGCGAACCAGGGACAACCGCCAGAAGAAGGCCAAGGGGUCAAAGAGGAUCAAUGCCAUGUUGGCCUCCAUCGUGGCAGUGUUUGCCCUCUGCUGGCUCCCGCUCAACAUCUUCAACACCGUGUUUGACUGGAAUCACCAGGCCAUCCCAUCCUGCCAGCAUGACAUCAUCUUCUCUGCCUGCCACCUCACAGCCAUGGCCUCUACUUGUGUCAACCCCAUCAUCUAUGGCUUUCUCAACAGUAACUUCCAGAAAGAGCUCAAAUCUACCCUAUACCGCUGCCGCUGCUGGGGGGCACCAGAGAGUUAUGAGAGCUUCCCUCUUUCUAUUGUCAGCACAGAAGUCACUAAGGGGUCGAUCUUGAGCAAAGGAUCGAUCAGCAUGAAUGUAUAGUCCCAACCCAUUCAGAUAGGGAGAGCGAAAGUAUAGAACUUGUCAUUGUCUUGACCAUGCAUUGAAGGUUGUCUUGUUGAGAUUUUUGCUGGAGCAAGGGUUGACAGGGGUUGUUCAAAUGAUUCACAUGUCAAUGUUUUUUGUUUCUUAGCAAUCAAUGGUUGACCUCUUCAGUGGGAAUGGAGAGAAACGUGAAAGUAAGAACACUGUGCCCCAACAGUCAUUUUACAGUGUUUUCAAUUAGGUAUGUGUUUUUACACCUUAGAGGAAGUCGAUGAUUUUAUGACGGUGCAAAGGUCUUCUUCACUGCAAGCACUGGAGUAAAAGGUGUGCUUAACACCAACAUAAUAUUGCAAUGUAUUAUUUGGGUCUCUACAGAGCAGUAAUAUUCAAAGUUGGGGUGGGGUCGCGGGAUUAAAAAAAAAAAUGCAACAAAUGUACAAUUAAUUUAUAGGACAAAAUGUAUGCACGCAUGAAUGUAAGUCGCUUUGGAUAAAAGCACCUGCUAAAUGGAAUAUAUAAUAAUAUAUAUUUUUAUUUUUUGAGAAAGAUAAUUUGAAAAAUAAUAUUGAAUUGAGUUAAUGUAUUUAUUGAUUCUCUUAAUUUUGAUAAGAGAGAUGGAAGUUAAUUUAAAGUUAUUUGUUGAUGUAAAAAUAGAAAUUAACCGAUUUAAAGGCUGUCAUUAGAUAUGAGGUGUGGGGUCGCAGAAAUUCUGGCCAAAAAAAAGAGUGUUCCUGCUUGAAAUGUUUGAGUACCACUGCUAUAGAGUGUAGCCAAAUGUGUUGUCAUGAUAGUCAAACUUGCAUGGCAGCACAAAAGUCUUUAAAAUUGACUAUAAUUGAAGGACUUUUAAAUUGACCUUCAACUCCUCUUGGGUUCCACUCACAAAGUCAUGUUUGAAUAAUGUGAGAUUUUCAGAUGGUCCUUUUCUCACAUUUUACUCCUGUUAAUCCUGGAUCAUGGAUAGCUACUGCUAUAAUUGUGUUUUUAUAGAAUUCGCUAUCCUUUCAACACUCCUUUGUGCAAUUCCUUCCCUCAUGCAGAGACUCAUGGAAUAUGCAUGUUAAGGGAUGCCAAGUGCUAACCACUUCCAAUGGUUCAUUCAUGAUAUUGAUGUGGGUUUAAAGGGAUAGUUCUCCAAAAGCAUGUGUUAAUGAUUUCCUUCAUAGAUAGGAAUCAUGUGAUCUUUACACCGGCAAAUGACUUGGCUAAGAUCACACCAUGUCAAUAAAAUCCUCAUAACUGGUUUGUUUGUAAACAGACCCAUGACCGAAUAACGUUAUGGAAUUUGUAUUGAAACAAAACUUUGACAAGGACUGACAUUGAAAACUAGUGAUUUAAGGCACAGUACCUGUCACAGACAUGUUUUGUACCCACCAAUGUUUACUGCCAAAUAUAUUACUGUGCUAGUGGCUGACUUUGAUAAUAAAAUGUGCCAUGCAGCAGCUAUACAUCUAGGGCCAUAUAACAAAAGAAAAGGGGCAGUAAAUGAAUACACUCUGUACUCUGACAGCAGCACAUGGAAUAAUAUCCUACUGUAUAUCCUUGCUCUCUCACUGGGGUCCACUGAGUCUUUGUAUGUACAGUAAUAGAUCUGGUGUGUAGUUUAGCCCUGUGUGGUGUGUAUGGUACCUGAUAUGCCUCUUGUAUUGCAAUGUGGGAUAAUUGGUUUAUAAUAUAAAUGGGAAUAAAUCAUUCCAUCUGUUUACCCUCUAAUCUACUCUUGUAAACACAUUUUCAGCCAUUCCAUUUGGCAGUUACAAGAAUGAUUAUCCAAUAUGACCAAACUGUAACUCAUUCAUGAAUGUGUGCAAUAUUUCCUUUUGCGGGUAAAAUAAAGUUCAGUAUGCCAUAUACAGUAAGUAUUUGCAAAUAUCAUGCCAUGUUUUCUCUAAACAUUUGUAAGCUGGCUGCCUUUUCUUAAAAAUAUAUAAUUCUCAGAACAUUUCUAGGAUGUUUUAAUAAUUUGAGGUCAUAAAUUUGGACAAUUCAAAUUUUGUCAGAUACAUAUAUUUAAAUGUAUGGCUCUGCUUAAUUUUUAUCCAAUGUCUGAAGAACGUUCUCUGUUUACUGGGUAGUUAGCGAUGAGCUUUUAUAAGCCAGAUAAAGUUUUGUACAUUCUAUGUAUUCCUUUCUGCAGGGUUAAUCUUUAUCAACAAAAAAGUUAGAAUGCCAAAAGAUGUUACAGUAGCUUUACAGAAGAUAAAUAAAAAAGUUGUAUUUUAUUGCAUUUCAUGUUUUUCUUUCUUCUUUUCUGUAGGUGCCCUUAGAUAUAUCAAAGCAAUGUCUGUCAGCAUUUUCUCCUUUUCCCCAAUCUAUUUCAUUAUGAUUUAGAGUGAAUCUUUCACAAAAUAAUACAUUUGAUUUUGUAGUGCACUCACAUUUUCUACUACCUUAAAUGCUAUCCACACCCCAAAGGGAAAGUGUUUAUGUUCUUAAACAUGAGCAGACAAUGUUGAUGUAAGACUGUGUGACCCAUACCUGUAAAUCAAUAUCACUACCAAUGGGAAAUGGUUGAGAUCUGUAUGUGGAAAUAUUUAUGUUAAAGGUUGACUCUAAUGAAACUGAAAGAUCCACCCAAACUUAUUGUUUUCACUUUUUGCAGGGUGAUAUAGAUAUGUGUCUUCCAAAUAGAUGAAAAUAAACAUGUAUAGUGUG